This is a messenger RNA of Calliphora vicina (urban bluebottle blowfly), 1204 nucleotides long. Its product is annotated as gamma-glutamyl hydrolase-like. Gene Ontology annotation, biological process: tetrahydrofolylpolyglutamate metabolic process. Gene Ontology annotation, molecular function: gamma-glutamyl-peptidase activity. Bases 120 to 1103 code for a protein of 327 amino acids. The transcript has 5 exons. Gene Ontology annotation, cellular component: vacuole. The record is from RefSeq and is a predicted model, not a curated record. NCBI's taxonomy places the organism in Eukaryota, Metazoa, Arthropoda, Insecta, Diptera, Calliphoridae.
CAUCGCCAAAAUAAAAAUAAAAUUGAUUUUGUGCAAUACAUUUGUAUUUUAGAUUUUUGUUUGUAAUAAACCAAAAAAAGAAAAGUUGUACAUAUAAAAUCAAGUAAACUAAUAAAUCAAUGAUAACAAUAUCCAGUUCUCAUCAAAAUAACAAUAAUUUCACACCGGUAAUUGGUAUUUUAUGCAUGGAUAUUGCAGCGGACUUACGAAAAUCAUUCGGAAACGAUUAUUACAGUUAUAUUGCGGCAAAUUAUGUUAAAUAUUUGGAAUCAGCCGGUGGCCGGGUCAUACCGAUUUGGAUUAAGCGUCCCCGCUCCUAUUACGAGGAUAUAAUGAGCAAAAUAAAUGGUAUUUUGCUGCCCGGUGGAGCUGUAUACUUUGACACUACAAAGUGUACCGAAGAUUUGCGCAGUGAUUGCGUUCAAAGUUCUAAGUAUAUUUUUGAAAUUGCCAAAGAUUUAUGUGAAAAAGGCAAAAGCUUUCCUUUGUGGGGUACAUGUUUGGGUUUCCAGUUAAUGCUAACGCAUUCGGCUAAUCUCGUAGAUAUACGACAGCAUUGUCUGCUAAAGCAAUGCUCAUUGCCUGUAAAUUUUGAGAGUGAUGAAAUUUUAGCCUCAUCCAAAUUAUUUGCAAAUAUAGACAAAGAAUUAAAAUCAAGAAUGGCCUCUCUAUCAUUUGGUGUCCACAAUCAUAGGUGCUGCAUUACAAAGAAGGACUUGUGUAUCAAUGAAAUUGACAAACAAUGGAAAGUUUUGGCCUGCAAUAAAGAUGAUAAUGGUUUGGAAUUCAUAACUAUAGUGGAACACAACAGUUUACCCUUUUAUGGCUUUCAAAUACAUCCCGAACGUCUAAUAUUCGACAAUUAUGUAACAAACAAUAAAUCCCAUCAUUGUUUAGAAUGCUUUGAGCUGGCUCAGUAUUUUAGCAAAUUUUUUGUUCAUCAGUGUAAUCUAAAUGGAAAUCGUUUCAAUAGCAAGGAAGAAGAGUCAAGACACUCUAUUUAUCAUUUUCCUAUAGUAUUAAGCGAUACUGCUGAUAAGAAAAAAUUUCAACAACAUUAUUUAUUUCAAGAUGAUGUAGAUUAUCCCAAAGAUGAAAAUUAAAUCAAAUGUCAAACCAUAGAGGAAUUAUUACAUAGAAACGAGACAUUCCGUUUGGUCAAACAAAAAUAAAACAAACAAGUAACAGAGCUAUAUAUGUACGA